GGAUACGGCAUAUCGGACAGCGGUGAAACAAGCCGCCGUUCGACUAUCAGCAGGAUGGACAUGGUUGAACUUAGCCGUGAUCUUGAGGUGAAGAAUAAGUAUCCGGAGCUGUACCAAAUGAUCAUUGCUCAACGACGAAUUGGCUCGACGGAAAAUCGCGAUUCUGCUGCCGCUGUUCACAGUCGUGACGGUUCCAAAGAUGAUGAUUCGAAGCAGCUUUUGUAUGCUGAAGCUCGUCAACUGAGAGAGAUGCAAAAGAAUUACGACAAUCUGCUUAGCGUUAACAAGCAGAUCAAGGAAACUUACGUCAAGAUUUACGCUAAGGCAGAGCAGGAAGAAGAAUACAUCUCUAACAUAUUACUAAAACGGAUCCAGAAGCUCAAAAAUGACAAGGAAACUUUGGCUCAGAAAUACGAACAGGAAGAGGAAUUUCUCACCAAUGAUUUGAUGAGAAAAAUAAAGCAGGUAAAUCCGUUUUCUUUGUUUGUGAUCUGUUGUGGUUUUCCUUUAAUUGAACAUAAUUAUUUGAUUGAAAUGGUCACUUUGCAAUCCGAGCGUGAUAUCCUGGAGGGCAAUGUCAAAAGCGAACAAGCUAGUGUGAUCGACAGUCUGCUCACCACCAUUCGUCGCAUGGAAAGUGAGAUGGCUGCAGGACGAAAAAAUAUGGAUCGAAUGCGUAAAGAAAAAAUUGACCAGGAAAAUGCGCUAGAGCAUGAGCAGGAACUGUUGUUCAAUACUUUGGGAAAACAAAUGGAUCAGCUCAAUCAGGAAAAGAGAAAAAUGCAAGCGAGCCUACAGAAAGCUUAUCUGAAUGGUUUUAUCGAGCCUGAUGAUGAAGUUGUCGGCGCUCUUAUCAAUCAGAGGUAA
Cylicostephanus goldi is the source of this 867-nucleotide messenger RNA. The record is from the annotation of a GenBank genome assembly. NCBI's taxonomy places the organism in Eukaryota, Metazoa, Nematoda, Chromadorea, Rhabditida, Strongylidae.